UUUCCACCUCCAGCAUAUCGGUUUCCGACCUCCUGAAACGCGCCACUCCCGCCCCCUCCUCUACCACCGCCAAAGGGACUCUCUGUGAAAGUGAAAUGACGUACUUGGGAUACGAGAGAUGGCUUCCCAGUCCUCCCAAGGUGGAGAAGCCUCGUUCUGUUUUCAACGCGGCAUCGUUGGCUUACAUUGGAGACUGCAUUUACGAGUUAUAUGCUCGAAGACACUUUCUUGUUCCUCCUCUGAAUAUUGAAGAAUACAAUGAUCGUGUGACGGCAGUUGUGCGUUGUGAGGCCCAAGAUGCGAUGCUGCAAAAACUUAUUAAUGAUGAUUUCUUGUCAGAACAAGAAAGGGAUGUGCUUCGUUGGGGGAAAAAUGUUGGUUCAUCAAAAACAAGGACCAAAAAGCGUGCUGGGGUGGCUGUUUACAACAGGGCCUCUUCACUGGAAACUCUUGUUAGUUGGCUUCUGUAUCUGACAAAUGUUGAACGUUUAGAGGAGAUCAUGCUGAUGUUGGGCUUCUGUUCUGGUGCUUCUGACCAGUCAAUUCCAAAGGAAGAAGACAGCAACUAGAAUUGCGGGUUAUGUGAAUUUUCAAUGUCGCAGACAAUGGCAAUUUGGCGAUGGUGAUGACGAAAGACAAUCUCUUUUGCUCCAAAUUCUCAUAGUUGGCCCUUUUUACUUCUGCAUUGCCUGAUGGCAUAGAACAAUUUGAACGUUUGUUGAUAUUUUGGUACAGCUCCUUUUUGCACAUUGGUGUUUCAGAACACAACUGUCAGAUGCCAAGAUCAACAUGAUAUAGGCUAUAGCCAGGACCAAAGUACCCAGUGCCCAGCUAUCGUCUGAACAUCACUACAGAAGUUGAAAAAUCCGAAGCGGAUCAUGCUUUAAACUCUGCUCGAAUAUGCUUUGGAAUUUCAGUGUUCACUUUUUCUUGUUUGUUAAAUAUUUAUGCGUGAUCCAAUUUCUUUUGCUACA
Coffea arabica (coffee) is the source of this 974-nucleotide messenger RNA. The record is from RefSeq and is a predicted model, not a curated record. NCBI's taxonomy places the organism in Eukaryota, Viridiplantae, Streptophyta, Magnoliopsida, Gentianales, Rubiaceae.